Messenger RNA from Syngnathoides biaculeatus (alligator pipefish), 6441 nucleotides. RefSeq names its product HMG box transcription factor BBX. The transcript has 15 exons. Gene Ontology annotation, molecular function: DNA-binding transcription factor activity, RNA polymerase II-specific; RNA polymerase II transcription regulatory region sequence-specific DNA binding. Gene Ontology annotation, cellular component: nucleus. Lineage: Eukaryota; Metazoa; Chordata; Actinopteri; Syngnathiformes; Syngnathidae. Gene Ontology annotation, biological process: regulation of transcription by RNA polymerase II. The coding region runs from base 247 to 2682 and encodes 811 amino acids. The record is from RefSeq and is a predicted model, not a curated record.
UGUGGCUUCCGGAUUUCAAGCUUCUUCAUAAGUGAAACUCUCCGUUGUGUUGAGUACAGUUUGUGCUUAACUGUUCGGACGUGUCCAUAAAUUAAAAGGUGGACGACAUUAAUGAUGAGAGGGCCUCAAAGUAGUCCAAAAAGAAAUAAGGAACUCUUCAUUGCAUGACAGAAAGACUGGCAGAUCCAUCUUCAUCACUCAUCAAACAUUUCAGUACUUUCAUAAUUUCCUCAGUGCGGGCAUACCAUGAAGGGUGAAGAAAGGUGUCAAGAGUAUCCUGCCGGAGUGGAUGCCGCUGGAAAACGGCCCAAGCGUAAAUGCGUGCAGUGGCACCCGCUGCUCUCUAAAAAGCCAUUUGAUUUCUCGGAGGAGGAAGAGGAGGAGGAGGAGGAAGAAGAGGAUGAAGAGGAGCUUAUACAGUAUGACCAAGGCCAGGUGUCUCAAGACCAGAGUGGUGGCACAUCAGAGGACGUACAUGAGGACGUAAAUGAACAGCGAGCUCGUCGACCGAUGAAUGCCUUUCUUCUCUUCUGCAAACGCCAUCGUUCCCUGGUGCGACAUGAACACCCUCGUUUGGACAACCGAGGGGCUACCAAGAUCCUGGCCGACUGGUGGGCUGUGUUGGAGCCUGCAGAGAAGCUGAAAUACACCAAUAUGGCCAAGGAGUACAAGGAGGCGUUUAUGAAGGCAAACCCAGGCUAUAAAUGGUGUCCCACCAACAGCAAGCCAGUUAAGAGGCCAUCGUGUCAGACAGUUUGUAACGCUCGCAAAAAGGUGUGGUCCUUCACUUCAAUUACAUCCAAGGACUCACCCACUGCCGGAAAAAUGCAAAAACCUGAUGCCCCACAAUUGAACUUUGCCAUGGCUGAUCCAACUAAGAUGGGUGGCCUCAGUAUGCUACUGUUAGCUGGAGAACAUGCACUAACAAGCCGAGAGGCGGAGGGCGAAGACAGAUGGCAGGCAGUGGAAAGGACAGGCGCCUGGCUCGUUGGCAGAAGUGAUGUGGAACAGGAACAUAUGAGAGCACUGAGAAAAAGGAAACAUAGGAAUCAACAAAGGAAUGAGCAGUCAUUGGGAUCCAUACUGCCUGACAGAAAAUCGUGCAAACGGUCUGCACUCUUUCAGCUUGCUGAGAUGUGUUUAGCAUCUGAAGCUAGGAAGAUGGACACAGCUGUAUCUCGGCAAGUAACCAGCUCAUCUUCAGUCUCUUUCCAUGAAACUACAGCCAGUUGUCUUCAGAUUCAAGAGGAGAAUUUGGAAAAUGUUGUUUGCCCUCUCACCUCUAAUACAUUACUUUCCCACUCCCCGAUCACUUUGACUGAAAAAAUUCCCCUGGAACUUGAAAGCCAAAAUCAAUGUGUCAAAAAGAAGAACAAAGAGGAGCUUAUAUUCACUGAUAAUGAUGAAAGUCUUCGUUCUACAAAGGGAUUUCUUAAAAAUCCUACAGAUGUUGAUGUAGGGGUUAUGAUUGGAAUUGAGACUAUGGAUGAAAGUGUCUGGAGGGGUUCAGAGAAGCCCAAGAUGAAAAUCCAAUAUGUUUCAGGUGGUGAUAUGUCUUAUCCACCCAAAAUGAAGAGUGAGCUCCAAGUUAAGACUUCUGUCAAAAAAAAAGAUAUGGAUGGUGAUAGUGGAAAGUAUACGCAAUAUCAUGCCUGUAAAAUGGAAAUAAAAGAAGAGGUGAGUCCUAUUACAGAGAUAGAAGAAACAAGUAUAGAAAGCAAAGAAAUUCAGAACAGCAUGGAGGGAUGCCAAAAAGUUUCCAACAAGUCUUCAUCUCUGAUGGUCAAAGAGGAUUACGAUAGGAUGGAAAUGCCUUCUAAGGCCAAUACAAAGACCCAUGGUGCAAGGAAAUCCGAGAGGAGCUGUAAAGGCGCCUUGUACAAGACCCUUGUUUCUGAAGGGAUGCUGACUUCGCUGAGAGCCAAUAUUGACCGUGGUAAAAGAGGUGUCUUUCGUGCUUCCGACCAUGAAGCAAACAUUGGCGAAGAUAGCUGUACACUAUCCCUUAUGUCAUCUAAUAACACCAAGAGACUAAAAAAAUCCAAGUCCAAAGAUUAUUCUUCACAAGGAAAACUUGAAGAAGAAUUUGAAAAGAAGUUUAACAGCCUACCACAGUAUAAUCCAACAACAUUUGAUAAGAAAUGGUCUUCUGUCAUGAAGAGAAAGAAGACUGAUUGGUCUUUGGCCCAUGAGGAUACUUCCAAAACAGGCAAAGGACCAUCUCCAUCACAGAAAAAGACUUCAUUCCACAAGAUUAUUGGGAAGCACAAAUACUUAAAGGAGAAACCAGCAGUGGGACAGAGGGAUUCCACCGUGUUGCUUUCUGUUUCAAAGGCCAAAUCAUGUGCCACCAAUGCUAUAAUCUGCCCAGAUGUGCAAGGCACCCCUAGUAUGGAUAUACUAGUUGGUAGCCAGAAGAGGAAGGCUAGGAAGACAAAGAUAACACAUUUGGUACGGACAGCUGAUUGCAGUGUAUCUCUGCUUGAGGACAAAAUUACGGAUCUGAACCAGGUGCAGGAUAAAAUGCCAUUACCCCAACUUACACUAUGGAAUGAAAAAGGGUGCUACGGUGAUUCCAGACCAGUGGAGGGGAGCAAUUGCACACAGGAACUACCUGCUUUCUUUAGUUUAGCUGCUCUUGCUGAAGUGGCAGCCAUGGAAAACAUUCACAGAAAAUCCUGAAGGAGAAUAUUCAGCCAUCAAUUUGUGACCUCAUGCUGAAGCGGAUUUGGUUUCUGAAGCAGGACAACGAUCCAAAACACAUCAGCAAGUCAACCUCUAAGUGGUUAAAAACAGCAAAAUUUAGGUUUUGGUGUGGCCUAGCCAAAAGUCCAGUGUUGUAUCCGACUGAAAUGCUUUGGAUUGACCUUAUAAAGGACAUUCAUUUUUGAAAACCCUCCAGUGGUGUCUAAAGUGUUGCUGAACAAGUCUGCAAGGAAGAGUGGACCAAAAUAUCUCCACAGCGAUGUGAAAGACUUCAUUGCCAGUUCUAGAAAAUGCUUAUCAAUUGUUGCUGCUGAGGCUGGGCCAACCAGUUACAGUAUUAAGUUUAGGGGGUAAUUACCUUUACCAUAGGGCUAGAUAAUAGUAAUAAUGUGCAUUACAUUUGGCGCGCUUUUCCUGAUACUUAAAGAAGCUUUAACAAGUUGCACACAUUAUUCAUUCACGCCAUAGUCAUACAGCUACUUGUGUAGUAGGCACAGCUGCACAAAUCCAGGUAGAUUUGAAUCAUUUCAAAACUGAAUUUUAUUUUUACUUCGGUUAUCUUUGAUAUUUGCUUCUUUUUUUUUUUUUUUUUUUGCUGAUCCUUAACAUUAAAGUAGAGAAAAUAUGUGCAUCCUUUCAACUUCCACACUGUAUAUGAAGGCUAAAUCAGUCAAGAUGUAUAGCUGAUAAAGGUAUUUUAGAUGUAGAACUCUACAUAUGACUGUUCAAAUGUGUCGGACAGGGGUAUGUGUUGUUAUAUGCUAUAUAACCAUCAGAAGCUUCCAAUUUGAAGUGUUUGAGGUAUGUGCAAACUAAAAAUAAGACAAUUAAGAUUACAAUACAGUUCAACUUUAAUUAAUGUCCAGCAUUUCUGAUGUUUAUAAAUUAUGAUGCAAAUUAAAUUGAAGGCAAUACUCUGGCCUUGAACAUUUCAUCUAUAAAUGUUUAGUGAAUUGUAAAAUAGUACCAAAAAUAUGCUCUCUGCGUAGUUGCACUAUAAUAUAAAUGCAAGAUGUAGACGAGAAGAAGUACACGUAAACAUACUUCAGUCAUCUCAGGCACCAGUAAUCUUAUUGAUGUAGAAGAAAUACUUGAGGAAAAUUAGGAAAAGAAGGCACUAUGCUGAUGAAAACUGAAAUAAAUACUUGUAUACUUGUAGCAGUUACCAGAUUCACAUUACAUUAGAAAUACCUCGGUGCAGGCAGGAGAGAAAAAUGUUUACCUUUGUUUUAGUUGUCUGUGUAAUUUAAAAGUAUUGAAUAGAUUUACAAAAUCAGGCACUGAAAUGGAAUAAAUUAUUCUGAAAAUUAAGCGAAACCUCAUAUUCUUCGAUCAAUAAAGUAAAAAAAUACUCACACCCCUUCAUGUCUUCCACAUUUUCCAAUGGUACAGACUUAUUCAAAAGGUGAUUUGAAUAUAGUUCUCUUUUUUUAAAAAAAAAUAUUCCAUGAUAAAGUGAAAACAUAUCUUAAGGCAUUUUUUUUUAAUUGAUAUUUUUUUUAAUGUAAACUUUCAAACAUGCGUACAUAAGUACAUUAUUCACGGUAGUUACGUCUCCCCCCCCAACGAAUAACGAAAAUCUGCAGUAUUUAAAUACCUAUGUAUAAUCCAUCACUUUUCGGAGACGCUCAUCCUAACGAGAGUCUUUGGGGAUGUAAGAGGCGUGGAGAGUACCGGGAGAAAACCCACGCAGGCACGUGGAGAACAUGAAAACGCCACACGGGGGGCAGGAUUUCAACCCCGGUCCUCAGAACUGUAAGGCCAACGCUCUAACCCAGGGGAACCCAGACUUCUUUACCCCAAGAUCUACUCUUCAAGCAUCCAGCCUCUCGCGACUGCUGUGGAGAAAGCAAAAGAGAUACCGUAAAUAGGAGGCUAGCUUGCUACAACGCGCCUUUAUGUGCGUGCGAUCGACAUAUUGGCCACACCUGAAUCAAGCGAUGAGAUGGAUGAUAGGCUGAUGUCUUUUUUUUUUUUUUUUGGCACGGUGUGACGCGAUCGACCAACUGCCUCACGAUCAACACAUUGAGCACCCCUGCUCUCUCCAGUUGCUCCACCAUGCCGCCCCUAUUUAUAUGUACCAAGUUUUCGCAACCAUAAACCAAACUUAAAAGUCUUAAAUUUUUCAAAUUGGAGAAUGCACCUUAAGUGCAUUUAGAGGCCCUGUAGCUCAGUGGUUAGAGCACCAGGGGUUGUGGGUUCGUAUCCCACUGGGGCCUCCACUCCCUGAGAAGGGUUGCGUCAGGAAGGGCAUCCGGCGUAAAAAUUGUGCCAAACAUGUAUAUGCGUUCAUCUGAGAUGACACGCUGUGGCGACCCCAAAAGGGACAGCCGAAAGAAACACACACAAAAUGCACCUUAAGUGCACAACAAGUUUUAUAAUCUGUAAUUGUGUGACUAGUUCUAUGAAGUACACCUGAACACACUGGUUACAUUGUUUAAAUGCAUGCUAGCAUGUGUUUUAGCGUGAAUGUAAGCUACCAUAUGAUGGCGCUCCCAACAAAGUGAGGAACAAUUGCAAUUUUAUGUUUAGCUGGGCGAACUUUAAUACUGUAUUUCCUUUUUUUGCUGCUCGUUAACAUUAAAGUGGAGAGAAUAUGUGUAGCCUUCCAAAUUCCACGUUAUAAAUCAGCCAAGAUGUAUAGCAGUUAAAGGUAUUGUGCAUGUAGUAAUAUAAUAAUUCACUAGUUGCCAAUUAUUUUUACAAUUAGUUGACAAAUCGGGUCAUACGUAAAUCCCAGUUUUUCGCACCAGCCAGUAGCUGCUCUGAAGAGACUCUAGCAUCCCAAAAGAAUGUAAAUAGUGUUGAAAAUGCAGUUAUUAAAUAAUCAGUUAUUUCUUCCGUCAUUAUUUUUUUAUUAUUUGCUAGUUAUGCUAUUGUGUUAGGUCGGAUGGAUAGGGUGAAGACUAUGUUCGACUCCAGGAUCCACCACGUCAAGAUCCUCCUCCCAUCCCCCCUCGCCUCGAAGCACCGCCCACCAAUGUUGCCUCUAAUUUUUCAUAUGUCUGGCCACAGAGACAAGCUCCCUGAGCACACUGAGGCCACUGUGAGCAACAUCAGAGGUGCUCACUGUGGCCACACACCUGUAUCACACCUGGGACCAUGGAAAGUUUAAAUGGCUCAUUAAAAGAAUCAAAUUACAACAGCAAUUUCCAUUAGUUAACUUUUAAUGUAACUCAUUUGCCCCACUCAAAAUGAAAAAGACAAAAGUCUUUGAUUGAACAUCGUUUGUGAGAUUUGUAGUAUGUUAUGUGAGAGUUCUGCUUUGGCUUAGGCCAGUGAAGUCCAGUUUUGGCCUUGGGUGAGUUUCUUGCUUUGGAAGAAAUGAGACAUACACACCUUUCAGAAAUAACAUUUUGUUCACAUUAAAACAUUCCCAUUUUCCACAGUAAAGUGUGCUGUAGCUUGUGAUACAUUGCCUUUUGUUAGCAUUUCUCCUACCCAUGAAUGAUCUAGUCAUAAUAUAAUUUAAUGAUUAAUAGCCAUAAAUAAAACAUCUUUUAUAAAUGUCACUAGAAUAUGUACAAAUCUGACUUAAAAUUUACCUUACUUUUUCACAUCUGUCCUUCUCACUUCUUCAAUGAUUGUACACUUUGUCCAGGUUGAUGGCUUCGUCUGCUACUUGCUUGGACUUUAUGAGCAUCAGUUGGUCCAAAUGUGUCACUUCAAAAUGAUUUUGAGAUGCUGUUUUGAUAUGAGUCAUCGAAUUAAAUCCUCUUUCACACUGCACUGAAA